GUGCUUAAGGUCUGGGAUACCUCAGGUCCUUUGUUGGGAAAUGGGCUGCGCGCCCGCAUAGCCUGAAGCGCUUGGCUGGAAGGCGAGGCAGGUAGGGCCCAAGGCUCUUCGUGCUCCCAGGUCGGAGACCAACGCGCGCCUGCCUUUGUGCUUUUGCAACCCACGGCGUGGUGGAACCAUUGCGUAGACUCAAUGUUGACGUGAGACGCUGUGAACGUAAGGGAUCUGUGUGUCUACAGCUCGAGAAAGCGGUUAUUGCAUACUGAUGGAACCGUAAGCAUACCGAACGUUGCAUCCCCCGUGUCGUAUCCGUCAAGUGAAGUUUACUGUUCCUACCUUUUAAGUGGUGAUUGUGAAGGUUAGAUGGAAAUGUGAUGUGGGACAGUUGAGACAGCGCCAGGCACUAAGUAAGGACUGGAUCAGUAGUAGCCAUUAUUAAUAGUAGGUAUCUCCCUCCCUUCCCACUUGUACAUAAAAAGAAACAGAAACCCAGGGAGGAAAAGUUACUUGCUCUGGGUCACCGAGCCAGCUGGUACAUAGUAGAAAUGAGAACCCGGGUGCCUUCACUCCCAGUGGACCACUUGCCAUCAUGGCCUGCACUUGUGUGUCCUAAAGGCAUGUUGGUAACGGUAUCUUCACUUGUCUGUGAUGAUCUAUGUUCCUGGGUGUCUGUCUCUGCAGGGCCCUGGGGUAAAGGUUACAUUGAGACUCUCCUGUGAAUAGGGCUUCCUGAAGCCUGAGUGACGGCUGAAUUCUUGGCUUUAGUCUUCGCUCAAAAUAGACUACUUCAGACUCCCUGAUUACUGUGACGAGGGGGGUCUCAGAGCAUGAAAAAGAAGAAUUCAGUCCAGAAUCUCUUGCCAGAGUUUCUGGGAGAAUGUUGGUAAAUCCCUAGGAGGACGCAUGGAGGAUUUGGGUGAGGUCACUCUACGGAGAUGGUGGUGUGGAGGCUGUGGUUCUGGAGCAGCAGAUCCGCAAACCCCAAAACAGAGUAGCCUUGUAAAAUGUGUGUGGGCAGGUUUGACACGCGUCAUCAACUUCCCCAUUUGUAACAAGUGAUUUAUGGAAAGCGUCGGGUCCAUGAUGCCUCUCCGAAGGAGGACAAGGGGGCGUGCCAGACUCCUUGGAUGGAGAGAAGGAAAUGGGCAGGGAGAGGCUGAUGAAUUGAUUUGGCAUUCUAGCACUUGGGGGAGCUCAGGUGCUUGUGUCUGCAGGGCCCAUUGCCCACUCUGUUCUGCCAUCUUGGGACUCUGCCCUUUUCUAAAAGAGGUCUCUUGAGGAGAAUAUGGCUGCUGUUGGGGCAGCAACGUCUCAGAACCACUUGCCGGUGUUUCAAGACUUUGUGUCAUUCAACGAUGUGUCUGUGAACUUCACUGAGGAAGAAUGGAGAGAACUAGACCCUGUGCAGAGAGUCUUGUACAGGGAUGUGAUGCUGGAGAACUACAGGAACCUGGUCUCCUUGGGAUUUCCAUUUUCUAAACCUGAUAUCAUCUCCCAGUUGGAACAAGCAGUAAAUCCAUGGAUGCAGGAGGGAGAGGUACUAAGAGGCAGCUGCACACAUUUGGAGACCAGAAAAUUAAGCCCAAAGAAUGUAUUUUCUGAAGAAGAAUCCUACCAGGGGAUAAGUAUGGAGAGAAACACAGAGGCUGAUGCAAGUUUGAAAGAAGCCUGGGGAUAUACAGAGUUCAAAGAGGAUGCUCAAGAUAGACUCUGGAAAGAAGCAAUGGUUAUCUUCAAGAAAAGAACUUCUGUAGCUGAGAGUAACCCCAAAUGUAUUGAAUCUGGCAGACGUGUUAGUCCAAAGUCAGACUUUGUUACACAAUCAAGACAUCCUAAAGAAGAGAGACCAUAUAUAUGUGAUGCUCAGGGAAAGAUCUUUAAACAGAAUUCAAAAUUAGCAAGACAUCAGAAAGAUAGCACAAAUGAGAAAGCUCUUCAGUGUAAUGAAUGUAGUAAACUACUCAGUGAUCGCUCAGUAUAUGUGCAACAUUGUAUAGCUCAUAGUGGAGAAAAAAAUUUGGAAUGUAAUCAGUAUGGGAAGACCUUUGGCCAUGGCAUACACCACACUGAACAUGAGAAAACCAAUAUUGGAGAGAAGUCUUAUGAAGAUAGGAAAGGCUAUAUCUGGGACUCGUACCUUACCAAACAUCGUCAGAGUGUUCAUGGUGGGAAGGAAUAUAAUGCGCAUGAAAGAGCCUUAAUUCAGAAUGCACCUUUUAUUCAGCAUCAGAGAACCCAAUAUAGAGAGAAACCUUAUGAAUGUAGUGAAUGUAGAAAAGCUUUUGGUAAUUAUUCAGCCCUUACAGUACAUCAGAGAAUUCAUACUGGAGAGAAACCAUAUGAAUGCAAUGAAUGUGGGAGAGCCUUUAAUCAUAGUGCCUCUCUUAUUCAACAUCAGAGAAUCCAUACUGGAGAGAAGCCCCAUGAAUGUAAUGAAUGUGGGAAGGCUUUUAUUAAGAUAACGCACUUUAUUCAACAUCAGCGAAUUCAUACUGGAGAGAAACCUUUUGAAUGUAACGAAUGUGGUAAAGCCUUCAGUCACAAUUCAUCCCGUAUUGAACAUCAGUUUAUUCAUACUGGAGAGAAGCCCUAUGAAUGCAGUAAAUGUGGGAAAGCCUUUAGCCACAACUCGUCCCUUAUCGUCCAUCAGUUUAUUCACACUGGAGAGAAACCCUACGAAUGUAGUGAAUGUGGCAAGGUCUUUAGUCAGAGCUCACACCUCUAUCAACAUCAGAGAACUCACACUGGAGAGAAACCUUACACCUGUAAUGUCUGUGGGAAAGCCUUUAGUGAUCGAUCGGCCCUUAUUCGCCAUCAGAGAACUCAUACUGGAGAAAAACCCUACACGUGUAGGGAAUGUGGUAAAGCUUUCAGUCAGAGCUCAACUCUCAUAAAACAUACAAAAAUCCACACAGGAGAGAAACCUUACACCUGUAAAGAUUGUGGGAAAGCAUUCAGCCAGAGUUCGUCUCUUACUCAGCAUCAGAAGAUUCAUACUGGAGAGAAACCGUUUGAUUGUCCUGAGUGUGGGAAAGCCUUCAGCAGAAGUGCCCAUCUUACUCAACAUCAGAGGAUUCACACUGGAGAGAAACCCUAUGAGACAACCACGGCUCAGAAAAGGAAAUUCACCGGCCUACUCAGAACCGGCGUGGAGCUGAGACUUAAACUCAGGUCUGUGAGUGGAGUGCGGGACGUGUGCACCAGGCUUUGCCUGAGGCACUUGGGGAUUCCCUGGAUGAGAAUCGCUUUUCCUGCUACUGAACUGAAACCUCAGAAUAUCACAAAGCUGUGCAAAGAAUUCUGUGUGAGAACAACCACAGGCUUGAGAGAUAUGAUAAUGAAGUGGAAACUCAGAACGGCAGGAAAAAAUGAAGAGCGCCAGAAAUGAUAAAAAAGUAGGUAAAUACAAAAGACUAUGUUUUCUCUCUUUAAAAUAUUUUCUUACUGUUUAUUUAUUUUUGAGAGAGAGAGUGUGCAUGUGCGUGUGUGCAGCGUGGGAGGGGCACAGAG
Acinonyx jubatus (cheetah) is the source of this 3510-nucleotide messenger RNA. Its product is annotated as zinc finger protein 879-like. Bases 1286 to 3388 code for a protein of 700 amino acids. The transcript has 10 exons. Lineage: Eukaryota; Metazoa; Chordata; Mammalia; Carnivora; Felidae. Gene Ontology annotation, biological process: regulation of DNA-templated transcription. The record is from RefSeq and is a predicted model, not a curated record.